Messenger RNA from Talaromyces proteolyticus, 1362 nucleotides. Its product is annotated as flavoprotein-like protein. The transcript has a single exon. Bases 133 to 1128 code for a protein of 331 amino acids. The record is from RefSeq and is a predicted model, not a curated record. Lineage: Eukaryota; Fungi; Ascomycota; Eurotiomycetes; Eurotiales; Trichocomaceae. Gene Ontology annotation, molecular function: oxidoreductase activity.
UUUAUCUUUCUCCUUCGCCUCUCCCAAUCAAAAUUUGGGGGAGUCAAAUCACCACACGUAUUCUCAGUAUUUCGAAAGAGCAAAUGAUAAAGGGCAAGAAAGACAACAGAUAUAUCUAAGCACAGAGCAAACAUGCGGAUCCUCGGUCUCUCAGGUGGAUCAAUCAAUGGGAACUCUGAGAUUCUCUUAAAAGUCGCUCUAAAAGCAGCACAGGAGGUCUCUCCAGACGAUACACAUAUCAGCUUUGUUCGGAUUCCAGAUGUCUCUAUUCCCAAACACUAUCGAACUGAUGACAUCAGAUUCUCCAACGGGGCCAUCGAACAGGUUGACGACGACCCGUUGGUGCCAGAUGACCGGCCUUUUGUCCUAGAUUUGAUCAUGCAAGCAGAUGUUAUCAUCUUGUCCUGUCCAAUAUAUACUCGAACUAUUCCAGGCAUAGUAAAACAUUUCCAAGACAAGACUAUGGGACCGUUCCAGGACACCGCCAUGGCUCGACUACGCCAAAAGUCCCAACCUGGUGAUGAUCAGGAGAAAUACGAUCUUCUUUUUAAGCCUCGUGUCGCCGGUCUCAUUGCUGUUGGCGGGGCUGCUGGUACGGACUGGACUCCAUUUGGGUUACCAGUCAUGCACCAGAUGCUGUUUCCAAUGGGUGUCAAGGUGGUUUCGCAAUUUCAAAUCCACGGCUGCGGCCUUCCUGCGUCUGUACUGCUUGAUUCUGCAGCCAUUUCUCGCGCUCAGGGUUUGGGCAAGGCCGUUGUUUCACAAGCAGGGAAACAUGACGCUUUGUUUCUAGGAGAUCAGAAGGGUGUCUGUCCACUGUGCCAUUUGAACAUGAUCGUCAUAAAGAGUGGCAACCUGAUCGAAUGUGCAACCUGUGGAGCUUCAGGUAAGCUUGUUGCAAGCCAAGAUGCAACUGGCCAGCAUAGUGUGGUUGCGAACUUCGAUGCAGACGGUCAAAAGACCUCCGUCCUAACGGAGUCGGGGAAAGACAUUCAUCUACAAGAGAUAAUUCGUAUUGGGUCGGCUCUACGGCCGCAGCUUCCUUCCUUGGAAUCUCAGAGAGAAGAAUUUAAAGGGCUCGAUGAUGUGUGGCUGGCUGAGCUACCCAGUAAAACGCACUGCAAAUAACGCUCGAGUGUUCAGCUGGUGAUGUCGUUCAUAUUGAACGCGAGGCCUAAAUUUUGUGUUGUACUAGAGUUCUUCAUUAGGUAUACGGAGCAUAUUGGUCAUUGCUUCCCGUAUCUCUUAGGAUCAAGGAAUAAUAUUAUUCCAAAUUCUCGAAUUAUCAAACUGUAGAUAAUGGAUUGUCUCUGAUCACUUGAUCAUCCUGCCUCAUAACAGCAGUUACAAUUAGAAGUCGAC